Molecule: messenger RNA, 1836 nt
Organism: Penicillium cataractarum
Lineage: Eukaryota; Fungi; Ascomycota; Eurotiomycetes; Eurotiales; Aspergillaceae
Product: fungal specific transcription factor domain-containing protein
Exons: 3
Coding region: 1-1836 (611 amino acids)
Biological process (GO): DNA-templated transcription
Cellular component (GO): nucleus
Molecular function (GO): DNA binding; zinc ion binding
Source: RefSeq, a predicted model, not a curated record
AUGGGUAAUGGCAGAGAUGGUGGCGGCUAUCCAACUCCUCGUCGGCCAAGCUCUAGUCUUGACCCUAGUGAGGAGCGGGAAACUUCCGCCACGCUAUCUUCAUAUGAUUCCGACUCUAACGACAUGGCCCUAGAAGCGUUGGGGCGUGGAUCGCAAGGACUAGGCUUCCUUCCCACCACUUAUGAGUCACUUGACCAUGUUGAGACUACGGGUUCAUUAAAGUCCCGGAAAACCUGGCCAGAUCGAUCAAUUACAGACUUUCUGGUUGGCAUGUUUUUACAUGAGAUCAAUCAAAUCUACGAGAUAAUCCAUCCCCCGUCAUUUCAGUCAAGAUACGACGCAUGGUGCAAAUCACAAGAAACAGACGACCACUCUGGAGGAGCCGCUUCAGAAGAUGAUAUCGACUUUGGAGUGCUAGUCCUCCGAGUCUGCCUUCUCAGCAUCCAGAAUCUGCCACAUCCCAAAUAUCCUACCAUUGGAGUAUUGAAUACUCAUCUCGAUCACUUGGAGCAUUGGUUUUGUACGCUCGCCGAUGAUCUCGGCAAUUUUCAAGCACUUGAAAAAAAACCCUCGAUCCUCACAAUCCAGCACAGAUUCUACCACGUUUGUUACCUCCAGAAUUAUGCCAAGAUUAGGCCUAGUUGGUCGGUUUUGAGUGCUGCUGUCAAGGGCGCACGUGAGCUAGGGCUACAUCUGAAAGACCCGGGUGUCCCCAUCAGUGAACUAGACAUGGAACUUCGACGUAGAACCUUUUGGAGCCUCUAUGUCUGGGAUCGAUAUAUGUGCACCUUCUUCGGCCUCUGGCCGCUUAUUCCCGAAGGAUACUUCGACAUCGAUCCGCCUCACGAUAAUCUACAGGCACUGGCUAUUACGCCCUAUGCCCUGACCCCUUUCACUGACCGGGUGUUUCAUAUCAGAUUAGCUCGGUAUCUCACGGCAUUUAUGAGCCCACCUUCUUGGAAAGACGAUCAACACACCGCAGCUGUUGUCGCCGAAUUCGCACAGCGGUUUCAAGAAGUGAUUAUUGACCAGCUGCCUCCGGCAUAUUGGCUUGAUAACCCGGAUACAACCUGGGAUAUUGCAGACUCAGCAAUUCCUCGCAAGAGAGAAUAUCUUCAUCUUUCCAUUUACAGUACAAAGGCUUCGCUCUAUAGGGCCUUUGCUGAUCCUUGCAAUCAUCUCCAUCGAGAGACAAAUACACUGCCCAAGCAUGGCACCGACCUGCUCACACUUUCCCACCGUCGAGCACUCAUGGAUGCUACAUGCAAGGCAAUCUCUUCCAUCACUAAGCUCUACGCAUUGACGGGCGACGAGGAAGGCGGAGCCGCAGAAAGGCUAUUCAUGCUGCCAAUCUGGCUUGUAGACGCUCUAGCGUGUCUCGGAGUCUGCCUACUCUCCGUCCAAGCCGACGAAAGAAGACUUGCAGAAAAGGGAUUGCAAAUAAGUCCUGACCAAGGACUCCGCUCUAGCUUUGCUACCUUCUUCGAUGCCUUUGCUCUCCUCUGUCAACAAGCUCCUCAAUACGGCUUGGCCAAGAGGGGCAUGAAAGUACUGGAGAGUUUGCAUAGCACCUUGCACUCUUCUCCCAGCCGCAAAAUGCUGCUUAAUGCGGAUGACGGCGAGACGGUCACUCUAGGAGCCUUUAGUAUAGGUCAAACUGGAGGGACAAGCUUUCAGUUGGAGCAUGCAUUGGUGUCCCUGCAUAGUCGCGGCGGUGAAGGAUCUCAUGGUCGCAAUUCGACGCCUUUACCAGAGUGGCUGCCCAGUUUCUUGGAAACGCCUGGUCGAUCCUGGCUCUUCCAGGAUGGGGCAGUUUUUGGAAAUUUGUUAGCCUAG